Messenger RNA from Rhizopus microsporus ATCC 52813, 1502 nucleotides. Its product is annotated as FAD/NAD(P)-binding domain-containing protein. The record is from RefSeq and is a predicted model, not a curated record. The coding region runs from base 90 to 1457 and encodes 455 amino acids. NCBI's taxonomy places the organism in Eukaryota, Fungi, Mucoromycota, Mucoromycetes, Mucorales, Rhizopodaceae. Gene Ontology annotation, molecular function: NADP binding; flavin adenine dinucleotide binding; N,N-dimethylaniline monooxygenase activity. The transcript has 3 exons.
GGCUGCUUUGAAGAGAGGGGAUAGCGUUAUCUAUCAUGAUCAAUAAUGGUUUAGUUCGUGUUGCAUAAAGAGGUUUUUAAAAUCAGUCGAUGGAAUUAGGGCUCCUCUUUACUCUAGUACUGUUUUAUAUGACCGGUGAACACAUAGAAAAGACUAUUAGACGUGUAGCAGUCAUAGGUGGAGGCCCUGGAGGAAUUGCUGCUAUACGGGCUUUAAAGAAGGAAGACUCAUUUAGCACAAUUACAGUUUAUGAAAGGAAUGAGCAAAUAGGUGGUGCUUGGUUAUAUUCUCCUGAAAGAGAUCCUCCGCCAACUCUUCCUUCAACGAACGCUUUGCAAGUGGACGAUACUUUAAAAGUUGGCAAGACUCAUUCGCCCAUUUAUGCUAAUCUACAUACAAACUUACCAACCACAGUCAUGAGUUACCGAGACGUGCCUUUUGAUAACAAGACUCCUUGCUUUCCUUCUCAUGUGUAUGUUCUAAAGUAUCUUCAAGAUAUUGUUGAACAUGAAGGAUUGAUGCCCAUGAUAAAAUUGUCGACAAGAGUAGAUAAAGUUGAUUAUCACUCCAGCUGGACGGUAACUUCUACCAAUUUAAAAACUGGCGAACAAUCCGAGGAAGAGUUUGAUGCUGUAGUUGUAGCUAAUGGACAUUAUACGGUCCCUUAUAUCCCUGAUAUUCCUGGUAUUGAUGGGUUGCAUAGCAAUAAACGGGUUGAGGCGUUACAUUCUAGAGACUAUCGCGAACCAAGUAUAUUUAGAAAUAAGACAGUACUCGUUGUUGGUGGAAGCUAUUCAGGUUUAGAUAUUGUUAGAGAAGCAUCCAGUGUGGCUCAUAGAAUAUAUCACUGUAUCCGAACUCAAACCGAGUUAACCCGACAGGCAUCAGAAACAAAUACACCCAAUGUGGUGCAGAUUGGUCUAUUAAAAGGAAUCGUCUGUACAGCUGAUACAUGCAUUAUCGAAUGCAGUGAUGGACAACAACUUCAGAACAUUGAUAUCGUCGUGUUUGCAACUGGAUACCUUUUUAGCUUUCCAUUUCUACCCUUCCAAGAGAAUAACUUAAUUCAAACUGGUCAAAAAGUGCACAACCUACUACACUACAUGUUUUACGCACGUAACAAAACACUCUGUUUCAUUGGUGUACCCAUUCGUGUUGCUCCAUUCCCCCUUAUGCAGCGUCAAUGCACCGUUAUGGCGAGGUACUGGAGUGGUAAAAUUCCUAUCCUUCCAUUUAAAGAGGAAAUAGGAGACAAGGAUAGUCGAAAUGACAUUACCAUGGGUGUCGAUCGUGAGUGUGAGUAUAAUAAUCUGUUGGGAGCAUGGGCAGAAGGAUGGAUCGGACGAGAUAUGAACGAAUGGGACUCACAAGACGUGAUUACUGGAAGGUUAUCAAAUGAAUGGAUUGAUACUCGCAAGAAUGCACUGCGUCUUCGAAAAGAAUAUUUAGGUUAUUAAAAGUUUAUUGUUCUUUUAAACAUCGACUGCAUUGACAAAUAAAGU